GUCACUAGUCGACGUUGAUAGUCUGUCAAGGGCGCGUAGAAAAAGAAAACCUUUAACACGUUUUGAUUAUAGUCGGUAUAAUCAAUUCUCUGGAAAUACGUAAAUACUUGUGGUUAAAGCUACUUUGAUUACAACUCUUCGUAUUUCAUCAGUCAAUGAAGAUGCAUACGUGGGCCUUUAGUUUGAAAGUCCCAACCGGAAUAAGUGCGUGAUGUUGGAUACUAGCUUGGAAAAGGGCAGCACUGACUGGGCCACAACAAGCACCCAAGAAGGGAAUACGGUGCCAAAACUGUCAUCAAAAUCGUCGAAGAUGAAUUCUUAGCUGCGGUGAACAACGGCGCUAUGCCCGAAAGUCAUUGCGAGUGGAACCGGAGUGUUCUGUGAAGCUCGAAAGCGGACGCUGACGUCGAAUCGUGCGUAACGAGCGGAGUUCGAAAAGAAGGUGUUGAGCAGCAAUUUUUUCUACCCGUCUGCCAGGGACAACUUGGAUCUGACUACUGCUUUUAUAGGAAGAGGAGAGACGACGAGAAAGAUAGCAGCCACGAAGACCACCGCAUACGCUGGCAUGGCAGGCGGGGCCUGGGGCACUGGAAACUCUUCAGAGGCUUCGUGGUGGACAAGGGACUAAGGACUAAAGGGAGUGCCGUCGCCUGAGCAGAAUGACUCAGCAAGAGGGGGGACCCCCACGUAGCAAGUGAAGAGACGUAGGAUGGGUGCCAAUGGAUCAAGCUAUCCUCACUCAUGCUCCCCACGCAUAGGAGCCAAUGCACAGACUCAGCAGACCUUUAUUGGGACCUCAUCGUACUCGCAGCAUGGAUACGCCUGGGAGUCCAAGCUUUACAGCCUGGAGCACGGCCACGAGCGGCCUACCGACAGGAAGAAGAAAAGCCUCGGCCUGGCUACCCUCAAACGGCGGUUCAUUAAGCGAAAAAAAUCCAGUCGCUCAGCAGAUCACGCCCGGCAGAUGCGCGAGCUGCUGUCCGGGUGGGAUGUCCGUGACACUAACGCUCUGGUGGAGGAAUACGAGGGUACGGCGGCCCUCAAGGAACUGAGCUUCCAGGCCAGCCUGGCACGCGCAGAGGCGCCCAGUUUGCCCCGUGAUCUGGCUGCCCUUUACCAGCAUAAGUACUGCACUGACGUAGACCUCAUCUUCCAUGGGACUUGCUUCCCAGCGCACCGGGCCAUCCUGGCUGCUCGCUGCCCCUUCUUCAAGACUCUGCUGUCCUCAUCUCCCGGAUACGGCGCAGAGGUUCACAUGGACAUUGAGACGGCAGGCAUUGACGUGCCCAUGUUCUCAGCGCUCCUACACUACCUGUACACGGGGGAGUUCGGCGUGAGCAGCGCGGAGGAUUCCCGGCUGCAGAAUGUGGACGUCCUGGUACAGCUCAGUGAGGAGUUCGGAACGCCCAAUUCUCUGGAAGCAGACAUGAAAGGCUUGUUUGACUACAUGUGCUACUAUGAUGCUCUAUUGAGUUUUUCUUCAGACUUUGAAAUGGUCGAGAGUUUCAAUGCGGGAGCACCAGCCGCUGGCUCAGGUGGUGGCGGAGGACCGGGCACUCCAGAGGAGGACCUUCGAUCUCAUAAGGCCAUUCUCUCCGCACGCUCCCCUUUCUUUAGAAACCUUUUGCAAAGGCGCAUUCGAACCGGAGAGGAAAUGACAGAGCGCACGCUGCAAACGCCGACCCGUAUCGUGCUGGAUGAGUCCAUCAUCCCUCGCAAAUAUGUGCAGGUGAUUCUCCACUGCAUGUACACGGAUGCGGUGGAGCUGUCACUGGUUCUCCGCGGUAGCCCCUCUGCGGGCAGCCUCGGGGAGGUUCAAGCCUUAGUGUCAGGGGGCCGGGGGGCCAGCACGCGAACAGAAGAGGCCAUGGAGCUCUACCAUAUCGCUUUAUUCUUGGAGUUCAGUAUGUUGGCUCAAGGUUGUGAGGACAUUAUCGUGGAAAGUUUGUCCCUUGACUCGCUCGUACCGAUCCUCAAAUGGAGCUCGCAGCCUUACGGCUCCAAGUGGGUACACAGGCAGGCCAUGCACUUCCUCUGUGAGGAGUUCAGUCAAGUUGUCACCUCAGAUGUUCUUUAUGAGCUCGGCAAGGAGCACCUUCUCAGCGCAAUCCAGUCAGACUACCUACAGGCCAGUGAGCAGGACAUUCUCAAGUAUGUUGUUAAGUGGGGUGAGCAGCAGCUUAUUAAGAGGAUGGCAGACAGGGAGCCCAAUCUUUUGAGCGGCACAGCCCACAGUGUCAACAAGCGAGGAGUGAAAAGGAGAGACUUGGAUGUAGAGGAGCUGAAGGACAUCCUAUCCCCACUUCUGCCCUUCAUUCGAACUGAGCACAUUUUGCCCCCACACAGCGAUGUCCUCUCCGACGCGCUCAAAAGAGGUUUGAUAAGCACCCCUCCAUCAGACAUGUUGCCGACGGCAGAAGGGGGUAAAGCAAAUGCUUGGUUGAGGCAGAAGAACGCUGGCAUCUACGUGCGUCCUCGCCUCUUCACCCCUUACGUAGAAGAGGCAAAGUUGGUGCUUGACGAAAUGAUGGUAGAGCAGACUGAUCUGGUGCGUUUGCGACUCGUGCGUAUGUCCAACGUCCCGGACACCCUCUACAUGGUCAACAACGCCGUGCCCCAGUGCUGUCACAUGGUGAACCAUCAGCAGAUGACCGUCAACUCAGUUGCCGCUCCAUCAGUUGUAGCAAAUGAAAUCCCAGUGCCUCAGCUUCCGGUGGUGAAAGAGAUGAUUCGGAGGCUCCAGGAACUGAGACACACGGAGCAAGUCCAACGGGCUUACGCCCUCAACUGCGGCGAGGGUGCAACCGUCAGCUACGAGCUGCAGCUGCGAGUUCUCCGGGAGUUCGGUCUGGCCGACGGAGCCGCCGAACUUUUACAGAAUCCCAACAAAUUCUUUCCCGACGAGCGAUUCGGAGACGAGAGUCCGAUUCUAGCUCUGCGCCAGGUGGGUCGAUGUCGUGUAAACAGCAGCCCGGCCAUGGAUAGCAUGUUCACAGAGUUGGAAGGCGUAGCGGGCUUCCACCUGCCGCUACCUCCCCCGCCUCCUCCUUAUCACCCACCCGCUACGCCUGGCCACUCUCAGCUCAAAGGCGCCUGGCGACCCCGCGUUCCCGUGCCCACCCCCACCCGUUCCUUCUCCUAUCCCUGCAACCGCACCGUUAGCCAGCGCCAUGCGGCGGCCAAGCAUGGCGGCUCGGACUUCUCCUCCGUGCCCAGACCCCAGCCCCCAGACUGCACCGAACCGCAACCUAUGGGCCGAGCCUUGCUUUCAGAACAGCAAGCGAUGGGCAUGGAGCCUGUUAUGAGGGAAUUUAUGCCUGACAUCGCGCUGGGCGUCUCAGUCAUGUCGCUGAGGGAACAGCAUGUUUCCGAGAUUGACCGGGAAAGCCCUCGCAGCCCCAUGGGUCCCCCCGGCCACCAUCUGACGAUGGGGCCCUGCCCCUCUGUUCGCCACAAUCACGGCCCGGGACACGGACACUCCUGCAAAAGGCACGCACCUGAUCCCAAGCCGGAGGUACCGCCGGAGUUCCCCGACCUGUACGACUUCUCCCGGCGACCGUCGUCUCCGGGCUCCGCGCGCACUCUGUCCACGUUCGCCGGACCGGACCUCUACAGCCACAGCGUCGCCCCCUUCACUCAGACUUACAUCAACGACUCUCAUUGCCAGGGUCACGCACAGGGACGGACCGGCCCGGACCCGCUACGGCUGGACGUCCUUGGCGUGACCUCUCAGAGGCACGACGCGGCGGGCCUCUCAGGGCCGCAGCCCAGGGCAGGACACGCUCCGAGGGGCCGCGCCGAAGAGACGGACCUGACUCACGGCUUAAGCCGCCUGCGUUCGUCCGGCGGAAACGCGGACGGUUACGAGGACAGAACGGCCGGGACUCGAGACGUUUCGGAAGACUCGGUUCUCGCCGGAGAAUCGCAGCAGCCUCACAGAAACAGCCUCACCGAGGACGCAGCCCGAGAACGCAGGUCGCCCGGAAAGCCCGACUACCCGUACAAAAAGUCUGCACUUUAACCCCGGCGAUUGAGUUGAGAAAAGGGAAUGACUGACAGCCUGUUGUAUUGAAUGACCGAGCACUAAAUAGUAUGUGUGUACGCGCGUGUGUCUGUGUGCGUUUAACAGAAGCAUGGGCAAAAACGAUGGCCAUCAUACGGUGUCCAGUUUGUCCUACCUCUGCCAAUUGACUUAAUCCGUCGCGCAGUCAGUCAAGGGGCAAUUGUCCAUCUCUACUCAGAUGUGUGUGCUGAUUUGUGUUUGGAGUCGAUACCUUGUCAAGCGUGCGCUUCUCAACACCUCACGUAGCUCAGUUUUCAAGCGCCGGCUGAACAAGGACUCCAUUCACGGCGAUGAGGGUCAGAUGGCAGGAUGAGAUUGCCCGUUUACAAAAGGCCACACAAUCUGGAGGGGGAGCAUUGUGAUAAAAAUCUGAUGUAAAUGUCCCCUGGCGUCGUAGCAUCCCGCACGACUCGUUUCCAUCGUGCCGUUUCUGAAAUCGGAUCCGACGCAAAGUAGGUCACGGGAGCUCGUCUUCACGUGUCCGAUAACUGUAACUGCCAAGUCCAAACGAUUGCGGCGACUCCAUUGCGGGCUUUUCUGGUAGUUUGAGCAAGAAACACUGUCAAAGGGAUCCAAGGAUAGAAAGACAUGUAGUUCUUAGAACAUAAAUGCCAGUAAGAGUUAUACUAAUUUGAUAUUAAAACCUAAUUUUUUGGCUUAAAAUUUUACAAAUUUUAUUAAAACGAAAACAUUAAAAGGGGUUUUAAUAUCAAACUACUAACUACAAUUUCUGUAGAAAUUACUCUAGGUCUUUAGUGUGUGGAGAUACAGAUCUUAUCCCCGCCCAGGUCGGUUUUGGGACAUUUCGGGGACAAUAACAGGUCACAUCCUGUUGAUUUGGGGACAUUUCAGGGACAUGUCCAGGUCAUUUGGGGACAUUUAGGGGUGUGUCGUGGUCAUAUCACGUCAUUUGGGGGGUGGCAUGUCCUGGUCAUAUCAGG
Corythoichthys intestinalis (scribbled pipefish) is the source of this 5004-nucleotide messenger RNA. RefSeq names its product BTB (POZ) domain containing 7 (gene btbd7). The transcript is spliced from 11 exons. Bases 710 to 4021 code for a protein of 1103 amino acids. Gene Ontology annotation, molecular function: protein binding. The record is from RefSeq and is a predicted model, not a curated record. NCBI's taxonomy places the organism in Eukaryota, Metazoa, Chordata, Actinopteri, Syngnathiformes, Syngnathidae. Gene Ontology annotation, biological process: morphogenesis of a branching epithelium.